Anolis carolinensis (green anole) is the source of this 3377-nucleotide messenger RNA. Its product is annotated as zinc finger protein 420-like. The transcript is spliced from 3 exons. The coding region runs from base 1086 to 2525 and encodes 479 amino acids. Gene Ontology annotation, biological process: regulation of transcription by RNA polymerase II. The record is from RefSeq and is a predicted model, not a curated record. Gene Ontology annotation, molecular function: RNA polymerase II cis-regulatory region sequence-specific DNA binding; DNA-binding transcription factor activity, RNA polymerase II-specific. Gene Ontology annotation, cellular component: PcG protein complex; transcription regulator complex; chromatin. NCBI's taxonomy places the organism in Eukaryota, Metazoa, Chordata, Lepidosauria, Squamata, Anolidae.
GUGAGCCGGAAUCGGGAAUGGGGGCUGGGCUGUGGCGCAGGCUGGAGAGCAGCCAGCUGCAAUAAAUCACUCUGACCAAGAGGUCAUGAGUUCGAGGCCAGCCCGUGGCGGGGUGAGCACCCGACCAUUCAAAAUUAAAAAUAGCCCCUGCUCGUUGCUGACCUAGCAACCCGAAAGAUGGUUGCAUCUAUCAAGUAGGAAAUUAAGGUACCACUUAUAUGUGGGGAGGCCAAUUUAACUAAUUGGCCAGGGGGUUGGACUGGACGGCCCCUGAGGUCAUCUCUACUCUUCUAGGAUUCUUUGAUUCUAAGCCGAGGCCGCCGAGCCUUUGCCUGCCUUCCCGCCUUCCCCUUCGGCAGAGGAGGGGGCGGGGGCGGGGGGAGGAAAACGAGGCAUCCCCGAAAAUAAGGCCUCGCCUGUCUCUGGAACAAAAAUUAAUAUAAGAAAUCCAGGCGGGCCACCCCGUCCAGCCCCCUGCCCCUCCCUCUCUCUCUCUCUCUCUCUCUCUCUCUUUUUGGGGCGCCUGCCCGCGGCCGCCAUCUUUGGGCCAGGCGGAAGUCGAGCGAGGCGGAGGCCUCGGUUCCCUAGAGAGGCGGAGGAGGACGUUCAAGCGGGGAGGCUUCCCCCUGAGCUCACUUCCGGAGGAGGAGGGGGAGGCGGGAAAGGCAAGGCCGUAAUGGCGGCGGGAAGGAGAGGCCUUUCUGGGGAGAGAGGAGGACGGCGCCGGAGGACGAGGACGAGGAGGAGGAAGAGCAGCGAGCGAGGCAAUCCCACUGCAGGCUCAUUGGGUGGAUACCGAUCACUCUGGGACUGACACGCAACUGGCAGAGGGAGAGAGAGCCCCGAAGGACUGUGAGAGAGAGGACCACCCAGGACCAUCUGGCUGGCGACCAGGCAGCCCCUGGGGGGAGCAGCGAAUCAGCCUGGCCAAGAGGGAAAUGUGGAGAUCACCCCUUGGAAGCAGUGAGGAAACCAAUAAUAUAGAAAAAAGAAAUCCUCUCAAAGUGAUAAUCUUCACAGGCAAGAAAUAAAAAAACAAGAGUCAAGUCUCUGUACUGUAAUUAAACACCCAUAUCAUUGCUGACAUGAAGCAGAAAACAUCAAAAUGCCUGGAGUGUGGAAAGAGCUUCACUGGCAGCAGAGGUUUACAUUUACAUCAAAGAACUCACACUGGGGUGAAACCCUAUACAUGCCUGGAAUGUGGACAGAGCUUCACUCGUAGUUCAAGCCUACAUAGUCAUCAAAGGACUCACACUGGGGAGAAACCCUAUACAUGCCUGGUGUGUGGACAGAGUUUCACUCAUAGUUCAAGUCUACAUUCACAUCAAAGGACUCACACUGGAGAGAAACCCUAUGAAUGUCUGGAGUGUGGAAAGAGUUUCAUUCAGUGUGGAAAUCUACAGAGACAUAAAAGGACUCACACUGGAGAGAAACCCUAUAAAUGUCUGGAGUGUGGACAGAGCUUUAUUGAUAGUAGAGUUCUACGUUCGCAUCAAUGGAUUCACACUGGAGUGAAACCCUAUACAUGCCUGGAGUGUGGACAGAGCUUCACUUGGUGUCAAAGUCUACGUUUACAUCAAAAGACUCACACUGGGGAGAAACCCUAUAAAUGCUUGGUGUGUGGAAAGGGCUUCAGUCGGCGUGCAACUCUACAUUCGCAUCAAAGGAUUCAUACUGGGGAGAAACCAUAUACAUGCCUGGAGUGUGGAAAGGGCUUCAGUCGGCGUACAAAUCUACAUUCGCAUCAAAGGAUUCAUACUGGGGAGAAGCCCUAUACAUGCCUGGAGUGUGGAGAGAGCUUCACUUGGAGUCAUAGUCUACGUUUACAUCAACUGACUCACACUGGAGAAAACCCCUAUGAAUGCCUGGUGUGUGGAAAGGGCUUCAGUCGGCGUGCAACUCUACAUUCGCAUCAAAGGACUCACACUGGGGAGAAACCCUAUACAUGCCUGGAGUGUGGGAAGAGUUACAGUCAGCAUGCAAAUCUACAUUCGCAUCAAAGGACUCACACUGGGGAGAAACCCUAUACUUGCCUAGAGUGUGGGAAGAGUUUCAGUCAGUGGGGAAAUCUACAUUCACAUCAAAGGACUCACACUGGAGUGAAACCCUAUAAAUGUCUGGAAUGUGGACAGACCUUUGCUCAUAGUACAAGUCUACGUUCCCAUCAAUCAGUUCACACUGGAGUGAAACCGUAUACAUGCCUGGAGUGUGGAAAGAGCUUCACUCAGAGUGCCAAUCUACAUUUGCAUCAAAGGACUCAUACUGGGGAGAAACCCUAUGAAUGCCUGGAGUGUGGAAAAAGCUUCACUCAGCGUUAUAAUCUACAUACACAUAAAAGAACUCACACUGGAGAGAAACCCUAUAAAUGUCUGGAAUGUGGAAAAAGCUUCACUCAUCGUGCAUAUCUACAUUCGCAUCAAAGGACUCACACUGGGAAGAAAAAUUAUAAAUCUCUGGAAUGUAGAAAGAGCUUCACUGUCAGUGGAAAUCUACAUUCGCAUCAAAGGACUCACACUGGGGAAUAACCCUAUUAAUGCCUGGAGUGUGGAAAUAGCUUCACUUAUAUCACAUCAAAGGACUCACAUGAGAGAGAAACACUAUAAGCACAUGGCAUGUGGAGACUUGAAAUUGUCAUAGACAGAGAUUUCACAUUGGAGAAAACAGUGGUAUUUGACCCCAUAAAUACUGCAAGAGAGAGCUUUCCAAACUUUUCAUGUUGGUGGCACACUUUUUAGACUUGGUUUGGGACCCGCCUACCUUUGUGACCGCAUCUCCCGCUAUGAACCCACUCGUCCUCUUCGUUCAUCCGAUAGGGCCCUUCUUUCGCUCCCGCCACCAUCCCAGGCUCGGUUGGCGGGGACGAGGGAGCAGGCCUUCUCUAUUGUUGCUCCCCGGAUCUGGAGUUCCCUUCCGGAGGAGAUCCGGCAAGCACCCACCCUGGCUUCCUUCAAAAGGCUGCUUAAAACCUGGCUCUUCUGCUGCGCCUUUGGAUAACCGAGCCUAUAGCUAUAGUAGUUGCACAGGCCAUCUCUUUGACUUGAAACAUUGCACUAUAUUCCUCUGCCCGAAAUCAUCUUAGAAUAUAACUGUAUUUUAGUUCUAGUGGUCCCUCCAGGCCAUCCUCUCCUCCAUCCCAGUGGUCUUUUUUCUUUUUUCUUUGCAGAUUCAUGUUAUUUGAGUGAUUAUAUUCCUUCUGCUUAUGUGAUUGUUUUAGUCAAUUGUUAUGUUUUGUUUUUGUUUUUAAUUCUUAUAGCGUUUUAUAGUGUUUUCAGUGUUUUAUUGUACAAUGUUUUAUGCUGAUUUUUUUGUUGGAAACCACCCUGAGUCCCUUUCGGGAGAGAGGGCGGUAUACAAAUAAACUUUUACUUACUUACUUA